Eublepharis macularius is the source of this 2019-nucleotide messenger RNA. It is a transcript of the gene NKPD1, whose product is annotated as NTPase KAP family P-loop domain containing 1. The record is from RefSeq and is a predicted model, not a curated record. The transcript is spliced from 4 exons. Lineage: Eukaryota; Metazoa; Chordata; Lepidosauria; Squamata; Eublepharidae. Bases 1 to 2019 code for a protein of 672 amino acids.
AUGGUGACAUUAGUGAUGUCGUCGCACUGCCCUGGGAGCACACCUCCGAGGCCCAUUUUUGUGCCUUCCUGCCCUGCCGGCCAGGGUCCUGCCUACCUUGGAACUCUGGUGGGAGAGCCGCCGGCUCAAGUACUCAUGAGUUCCAGCGAUGAAGAAGUCACCAGGUUACGACACGAGGAACCUCACGAGGGGUCCCACUUCGCAAACGCCGACUGUCUCGCCAAGAAAGAUCUCCUGACAGAAGAUGACAUCUACUGCUGCUCCCUCUCCAAGACGCUGUGCCACACCUCCACCCCGGUCACUGUGGGCUUCUACUCGCCCUGCGGAACCCGUCUCCACUCACUCCUGGAAAACAUCGCAGGAUGUAUGCACAAAGAAUCCUGCCGGAGGGAAGAAAAUGAAUACCGGAGAACGCACCAGAAGCCACGCCGACCAGAAGGAUUGAACUACCUCACUCUCCUGUGGUACCUGGUCUUCUAUGAGCCGGUCAUCACGGAGGUCCACCUCAGAAGGAAGAACAUCGACUUCCUUUUCAUACGGUUCAGUGCCUGGCAGUACGCUGGAAGCGACAAGCUGUGGGCUGGGCUGGUCACCACCCUCUGUGAUCACAUCCGUCAGCAUUUUGGGCCUCUGCCUCUGAGCUUCUACCAUGUUGUGGGGACCAGGCCGCGAUUUGCCUCUGGGUUCAGCCAGAAUGAGUGGAGGCUUAAAAAGAAAGUCGCCUUGGCCGCUGGAGGACUCGUGGUCAUCUUGCUAGCAGGGGCGAGCCUGGCUACAGUUGUCUUAUUUGUGCCAGGGAUAAGGGAUGGGAGCACCCUGAAAGUCAUUAGCAGUGUCUUUGCUGCCAUUUCUGGCUCGGGGGUCGUCCUGGCUGUUGCCCCAGUCAUUAAGCACCUGAUUAUCACUCAGAAGAAAAAGAUAGAGAGCAUGACCAACAACCAGAAAUUCACCAGUCACCUGGGCUUCAUGAGUGCAGUAAAAAGAGAGAUCGAACUUCUCACCAGCUUUAUCUAUUACAUGGAGAUAUUUGAGAGGCAGCGGCUGAGGAUUGUCUUUGAGAUUACCAGCUUGGACAUGUGCUACCCGGAACGGGUGGUCGGGGUGCUGAAUGCCAUCAACACGUUGCUUUCAGACACUAACGCGCCGUUCAUUUUCAUUCUGGUGGUAGACCCCUGCAUCAUCACCUCCUGUUUAGAGCAAGCGGGCAGCAUGAAGGGCAUGGCUGACAACGGCUACCUGUACCUCAACCGCACCGUGUCGCUACCUUUCUCCAUCCCAGAAAUUGGCACCAGGUCAAAGAUGCGGUUUUUGCACGAGACCUUCCAAAACCGGGAAGACCUGAUGUACAGGAUCAUCACAAGGAACGUGGAACAGGGAGUCCGAAAGUCCAAAGGGAAGGACGCUGCCCUGGCAGACCUGGAAGCCUCUGUGGAAAUGGACCAGCACCAGAUCGACGCCCAGGCCGUCCAGUACAUCCACGAAGCUUUCCACUGCUUGCACGACGAACUCGACUGCCUUUACAGAUACAUCCCAGACAGCAUUAUCCAGAUGAAGAGGAUCGUCAACACCAUCCCCAUCACGCUCCGGCUCAUGACGCAGCAGCACAGUCUCCGGCACAGCAUCUGCCCCCGGUCAGUGGCAGGCUGGGUAGUCUUGGCCAACCAGUGGCCAUGCCGCUUGAGUUGGGUGCUGCAGUGCAUGCAAGACAACCAGCAGUGCCAGCCACCCAGUGACUUUGACCAGCGGCCACUGUGGGAGGUCUUCGUGGACAACUGCAAAGAGCUUUUUUCCAUGAACAAGGAACUCAAGAGCAUCAUGGCCUUGGAUGGCGACCCAGAACUCUUUCAGAAGUUCUUGUCCCAGGACUUCCCCUUCACUGUACAGGAUGGGGCGAAGUACCUGAAAUACACAGUCAACUUGGACCAUUCCAUGAGACAUCAGAUGGGGCAGAUACGAGCGCUCGCUACACUGGACAAGAUCUACAAGAAAAAGGAAGCCAACCCGGACAAAACGGAUUAG